AUGGAGAGGCUCAGAAAGGGAGUAAUCAAAACCCUCGAAAUAGGCGAGAGCACGCCAAAGAAGACCCCAAAAAAGGAAGCCGCGUACAAAUGGAGAGACUUUGUAAUUAUUUGGCUUCUUUCUUUUCUUGUGAGAGUCUACCGGAUAGAAAAGGGGGGGUUUGUCAUGUGGGAUGAAGCACACUUUGGAAAGUUUGCAGGACACUACCUCAGCAGAGAGUUUUUCUUUGACGUGCAUCCUCCCCUGGGGAAGCUGCUCACUGCACUCAGCGGGUGGCUGGUGGGCAUGGCCAGCGACUUCUCUUUUAACAGCGAAAGCGCGUAUCCCUCGGGGGUGGACUUUGUGGGAAUGCGCAUAUUCCACGCGCUGUUUGGCGCAUUUAUUCCUGUGUGCGGAUACUUUGCAGCCAGAACCAUGCGCAUAAACAGAAAUGCUGCUUUCUGCGCUGGUAUUUGGAUGGCGUUUGACAAUGCGUUUGUGGCUGUGUCCAGGCUGAUACUUUUAGACCCUUUUUUGGUGCUUUUCAUAGGCGCUGCAGAGGCAUUCCUGUGCCGAGUUGUGAUGGACAGACGGCGGGUGGAGACGAUUAGCGGGGACUUAAUAGGGCUGGGCAUAUCAAUAGGCCUGGCUAUGAGCGUAAAGUGGGUGGGCCUGCUUACUGUGGCGCAUGUGGGGAUAUACGCUGUUUACAUGCUCCUGGUAGACGUGAGAAACCGCGACCGGAGAGUCUUUGGGCUGUUCUACAGACUUUCCGUCACGCUUAUACUCAUUCCCGUGCUGAUUUACAUGGCGUCGUUUUGGGUGCAUUUCCAGGUUCUGAACAAGUCAGGGCCCGGAGACGGAGAAAUGAGCAGCCGCUUCCAGAUACACCUGGAGAAUAGCGAAGUCCUGGGGAACGACCCGGUUUUAAGCUAUGGGAAUAAGAUCACUAUUCGGUCCGGAGUGCAUGGAGCAGGGAUUUUGCACUCGCACGCCGACAGAUAUCCAACCGGCGGGCAGCAAGUCACCACGUACCCGCACAAGGACGGAAACAACCAUUGGAGAGUUCUGAAAGUGGGAGACAAUCCAACUAAAGUUCGCCCCAUGGAAAACCUCGUGCUCUACCACACGGAAACAAACGGAUACCUGGCAGUUGACGACCCCAGCAAAAAGACGCACUUAGACCCGGCGGAUGGCCAAACAGAAGAGUACAGCAUCGCGGAGGGCGCUUGCAAAGUGCUCUGCAUGACCCAGGAGGAGAUGGACAACCAAAUACUCUCCAACACGGUGUUCCAGCUAGAGCCCUUGAAAGACUCUGCGAUACACCCGCUGAAAACGCACUUCUACAUCAGAAACACGCAGUAUAACUGCUACCUGGCACACACGGGAAAGAAGCUGCCCAAGUGGGGCCACCAGCAGGGAGAGGUUGUCUGUCUUCCCGAAAAGACACACCAGUCCAUAUGGAACAUAGAGCUAAACAAGUCGGAAGAAAGCGACAACACCUUGCAAAGUGCGCUCCCUCUACGGCCCUCGGACUUCCUGCACAGCGUUCUAGAGCUCAAUGCAGCUAUGCAUUCGGUUAAUAACGGCCUCGUGGACGACGGAAAUGACGUUUUAGGCUCGGUCCCCGUGCAGUGGAUAUUCCCCAAGAAGUGGCUGCGGUUCAACAGGUGGGACGGAAGCGUGCCCAGAUUUGCGAUGGUGGGGAACGUGUGCACCUGGUACCUCGGAAGCGCAAACAUUCUUUUCCUUGUGGGAAGUUUCCUGCUGGGGCUAAGCAAGAAAAGGCCCUGCAAAAAUGCGUACAUGCACCCGAAAACAGGAAGAAUGUACAUUGUUCUCGGCGGGUGGCUCUUCCACUAUUUGCCCUUUAUGCUUGUCAAGAGAAUUCUUUACUUGCACCACUACCUGCCCGCACUAUUCAUCAGCAUCCUGGGCGUGUGCAUGGUCUUAGAGAAAAGGCGGACUCUGGUCUACCUAUACACGUGCGCAGUCGUUCUAACGUUUGUGUACUUUUCGCCUAUAACGUACGGGUACAUGGGAGGCAUAGAAAAUAUGCCAGGAUACAGGCUGUUCAAAGACAGCUGGAAUGUGUAUGCAGAAUAG
Messenger RNA from Nematocida major, 2085 nucleotides. RefSeq names its product dolichyl-phosphate-mannose-protein mannosyltransferase. Gene Ontology annotation, molecular function: mannosyltransferase activity. Bases 1 to 2085 code for a protein of 694 amino acids. Gene Ontology annotation, biological process: protein O-linked glycosylation. The transcript has a single exon. The record is from RefSeq and is a predicted model, not a curated record. Lineage: Eukaryota; Fungi; Microsporidia. Gene Ontology annotation, cellular component: membrane.